AUGGUGCGAUCCAAAGCCGCCGAUACUUCCACAGCGGAAGCCCGCAGCCAAUCCACCAAAGCACGAGCAACAACCAAAGGCGACAAAAACAAAGAAUGGGAGGUUAAAGAAAUUCUCGAAGUCAAAAAGAAAUGGAAGAGUCUAUACGUUCGAGCGUCUUGGGUUGGCUAUCGUGAAGAAGAUCCAGAAUGGUAUCCCAUCUCCGACUUCAAGACCUCGCCAUACUUGUUGAAGAAGUUCUAUCGGGAAAAUCCCAAAGCGCUUGGUCCGCCUGCACAAUUAACUGCUUGGGAAGAGGCUUUUUAG
Botrytis byssoidea is the source of this 306-nucleotide messenger RNA. RefSeq lists its product as uncharacterized. NCBI's taxonomy places the organism in Eukaryota, Fungi, Ascomycota, Leotiomycetes, Helotiales, Sclerotiniaceae. The coding region runs from base 1 to 306 and encodes 101 amino acids. The transcript has a single exon. The record is from RefSeq and is a predicted model, not a curated record.